This is a messenger RNA of Brassica napus (rape), 3618 nucleotides long. Its product is annotated as cytosolic sulfotransferase 5-like. The coding region runs from base 699 to 1679 and encodes 326 amino acids. Gene Ontology annotation, cellular component: cytoplasm. Gene Ontology annotation, biological process: sulfation. Gene Ontology annotation, molecular function: sulfotransferase activity. The transcript has 2 exons. The record is from RefSeq and is a predicted model, not a curated record. Lineage: Eukaryota; Viridiplantae; Streptophyta; Magnoliopsida; Brassicales; Brassicaceae.
ACCGAGACGGAUACGGGAAUGGAAACGUGGACUUGGGACGGGAUAAGAAACGGUAAAAUCAAAUUUUAUAGAUAUGAAUAUGUGGCAUAGAAUAAUAGAUACAUUUAUAUUAUUUUUUUUUUUUGUAACUGGACAUUUAUAUUUUAGAUUGAUAUAAAAAAUAAGAUAAAUCGUUGAUACAGUUUCUAAAGCCACUUCCAAUCAACUUCUCAAUCUAAUUGAUGGAUCAAACUAAAACUGGUGGCAAUAAAAAGCUAACUCAGUUUUCUAUCUUGGGAUCAAAGAUGAACUCAAUCAUCGCACCAUAGAAAUUUCUCCAUUCAUUGCUAAACAUGCAUCGAUACAGUUAUGCAUCAUUAAGUGUUUCUUUGCACCCAACUUGACACAUUCUGCUCCAAAUCAACUACACUUAAAAAAAACUUGAUAAAUGACCAAAAGACUCUAAACACACAUAUUAUGACUCAGUGAAUGACUCAAACAAUCAAGCAUAUAAAUCAGUGAGUACACUGUUUAUCAACUAGGUAUUAAAUAUUGUUUCUCUUAAAAAGUAAUCAACAGUAUACACCAACUACACUAAUUACACCUACUACCAGCAAUAGUUGUAUUAUUUUUUUCUUUCUUGGAUUCUUUGCUUAUAUUUGUUAUGAUUUCGUUUGAAGCCUUAACACAUCAUUUUUUACAAGAACUUGCUAACAAAUAUGGACCUGAAGGAGCUUCCAUCGAACGUAGGAGAUGGCAACAUAAGCGAAGAAGCAAAUAUUUUGAUCUCUUCUCUUCCUUUAUGCACAGAUUUCCAAGGGAAGAAGCUUUGUAAUUAUCAAGGAUGUUGGUAUAAAUACAACACUCUCCAAGGCGUUCUUAAUUUCCAGAGAGGUUUUGAACCGCAAGACACCGAUAUAAUUCUUGCUUCUUUCCCCAAAUCAGGCACUACUUGGCUCAAGGCCCUCACCAUUGCCCUUAUGGAGAGAUCAAAGAACCAUUCCUUUGAUCAUCAUCCUCUACUAUCUGAUAGUCCUCAUGGCAUUGUACCAUUCCUGGAGCUCAGUGUGUAUCAAGAAAGCUCAAGUCCUAACUUAGCCAAGUUCUCAUCACUUCCGAGGCUGUUCUCAACUCACAUGCCACUGCACGCGAUGCAUGAGACCCUUAAGGGCUCUCCUUGCAAGAUUGUGUACCUGUGCAGGAACGUGAAGGACACAUUGAUCUCGUGGUGGUUUUUUAGGAGUGCUAUUCAUCAAAUGGAACCAAACAGAAGCCUUCUCGAGACUACGUUCGAAGAAAUAUGCAACGGAACUAUCUACUAUGGACCCAUUUGGGAACAUGUCUUGAGUUAUUGGAGAAAAAGCUUGGAGAAUCCCAAGCAAGUUCUUUUCAUGAGGUAUGAGGAGAUGAAAGCUGAGCCUCGCGAUCAGGUCAAGAGACUUGCAGAGUUCUUGGAUUGUCCUUUUACCACGGAAGAAGAAGAUACUGGAUUGGUGGAUGAGAUCUUGGACUUUUGCUCUCUGCGUAAUCUGAGCAGUUUGGAGGUUAACAAAACCAAAAUAUCUAACAAAGUGGAUCGAAGCAUUUUUUUCCGUAAAGGGGAAGUUGGUGACUGGAAGAAUUAUCUUACUCCUGAAAUGGAGAACAAGCUGGACAUGAUCAUCCAAGAAAAAUUGCAAGGUUCAGGUUUGAAAUUCUAAAUAUCUAUAUCGUAUGGUUUGUGUGUUUCUUUGUUGUUAUUUUCCUUUAUAAUAUCUUUCAUUUGUCAUCAGCAGACCUAAAGCUCUUCAAAAGUUUCUGCACCAAUAAUAUUUUUAGGUAACUUCAAUAAUAUUAUGUCCUAUGGUAUUUUUUUUUGUAUUUUCAAGAAUAGUUGGAUGUGCAGGUACUAGUCAAAGGAAACCAAGGUUUAUGUAUAUGUUUUGUGUUUUGUUUAAUGCAGCGUAAUAAAAUACAUUCCGUUGCUAUGUCCUUUUACUAGUGGUGUCUUCCAUUUGUUACUUUGUUGUUUUUAAGAAAGUGUGAAGUUGUUAAACGGAUAGUAUCUAACAUCUGGCAUCUAGAACAUUUGAUCAAAACGAUUUUAAAUGGUUUAGGUGAUUAGGAUUAUAGUAUUUAUUAUUAAAUAUCAGUAAUUGUAUAUAGCACGAUUUGCACCAAACAGAAUUACGAUAUGUUGUUUAAUAAAUUUAAUGAAAAUAAACAUUUUUUUUAAAGUUAUAGUUUUGUAAAAUAACCUAGAUUUGCUUGUAAUAUUGAUAUAGUUUAACUCAAAAAUUAUCAGUAUAAGAAAUAAUAUCCAAAUUCCAAAAUUUAUAGUUAACAAAAAUUAAGUUGGGCAGUUCUUAUUUAUAUUUAUAAAAUAAAAUUGUUUUGGGAUAAUUUGUAGCUAGUAUGUAUCCGCUCAUCUUAGUGUGUGACAUGUAAGAAAAAAAAAAUCUUCCAUGCUGACAAAAAAGAAAGAAGAAAUUCUUGCAUCAGUCUAUCAAGCAAGUUUUGGAAUCCAACAAGCGCCAAAAGAACUACUAAGAGUAUGUUUAUUGCAAGUCUGUUAGGUUGGAGUUUUUAGACCAUUUCUAACCAAUCUUUAUAAUAGAGAUCUCUAAAAAAAUAAAAUAAAUAGAGAUAAUGUUUUUGUUCCACUAUGUUUUUCUAUAAUAGAUGAAUACUAUACUUACCUCUAUAAAUAGACGAAUGCUAGAAAAAAUGGCAUUCCUCUAUUUAUAAAAGUAAAUAUAGCAUUUCUCUAUUAUAGAAGAAUACAUUGGAGUAAAAACACCAUUUCUAUUUUUUCUUCUAUUUUAGAAAUCUCUAUUAUAGAGAUGGAUUGUAAAUGCUUUUCGCAUAAUAUAAGAUACGGUCUUUUAUAUUUUAACUAAAAAACUAAAAAUGUCUCUUAAAUAAGAAAUAUUUAUUAAUUUUUUUAAUUAAAAAUUAAGAAAUCAUAUUCUAUAUUACGCUAAAAACUCUAAUCUAAGAGUUGCAAUAAAGAUGCCCUAACACCUCGCAAAAAGACAAAUUUAACUCUUUGUAAUUGGAAGGUACUUUCAACUGUGUGUAAUAGAAAAGUCAGCUACAGACAGGAACUGAAAUAUAUAAAUUUCAAGUUUACAAUAAUUCUUUAAAAUAUAUAAAAUUAAAUAAAAACUGUGAUUAUUAUCUGCCGUAUCUGGUGUGUAGCAAAUGACAGAUAGCUUGAAGACAAGAAAGGGCUAAUACGAACGUGUUCGUCUGAGUCGGAUUUCUGCCAAAUCAAAGAACUCCUAAGAUCCCUUCUUCAAAAGGGUUGCUUCGCUCUUCACUGUGUGUGCUCUCUUCUCUCACUGCGAAUGAUGCCAAAAAGAGUUCAGCUCGCAAGCGGAGUCUCAUUGGCCGUGAAUCAGAAGCUCUGUUCCUGAGUACCUGCACUGCGUAGCCUAACCGGUUUUACAACUCAAACUGUGUGAGAAAGAGACCAGUAAGAAACAACAAAAGACUGUUUAUGUGUGUUCUGUUCAUCUACAGUAACCUUUCCAUUGGUUUAGAGAAAAGCCAAGUAAUACUUAUACUUCAAAACUAGAAAAUCUUUGUAGUUACUAGUUACCAUUAUUAGUUCCCAAAAGGUGUGACUAAUAAAUAAGCACAGAUGUUAUAAAGUAA